Molecule: messenger RNA, 1173 nt
Organism: Talaromyces amestolkiae
Lineage: Eukaryota; Fungi; Ascomycota; Eurotiomycetes; Eurotiales; Trichocomaceae
Exons: 1
Coding region: 1-1173 (390 amino acids)
Molecular function (GO): hydro-lyase activity
Source: RefSeq, a predicted model, not a curated record
AUGCCAUUCAGCCUCGAUGGUCUUGUGUCCACUUCCAUUUCCUGUGUAGAGAUGCACACAUCGGGGGAACCAACACGAAUAAUACUAUCCGGCUUCCCAGAACUGACCGGAACUCUGAUGGAACAACGAGCGCAGGCGAAGGAAAACUUUGACCAAUAUCGUCGGUUCUUGAUGUUGGAGCCCCGCGGCCAUCGGGAUAUGUAUGGUGCAAUUCUUCGUCCAGAGACAGAACUAGUCAAGGUCGGAGAGGCCGAUUUUGGCGUGCUCUUUAUGCAUAAUGAAGGGUUCUCAACGAUGUGUGGACAUGCCACGAUUGCCCUAGGUCGUUUUUUGGUUGAUUGCGACGACGAGCAGAUAUUUCCGAGGAGGAAGUUGUUAAAACAUGAUACCGAGACACAGACAACAGCGAUUAAGCUUCAUGUGCCAUGUGGAGUUGUUGACGUAAGUGUUCCGACGCUGUCAAAGGGAAAGUCUGAUCCGUCUCGUCCGGUCUCCUUCGUAUCUGUGCCGUCGUUCGCCACGGGAAUCUCGGUGACAAUUUACUUGCCUAAGGAAAACCGAUGGCCAGAAUUGGGGGGCCGCGAAUCUAUCACCGCGGACUUUUGUUACGGUGGCGCCUACUACUGUGUUAUCAGUGUAAGCGAGCUCGGCUUCCCUCAAGGCAUUUCAGAAGACCACAUUCAAAAACUAUCCCACGCAACAGCGCUCCUCAAAAAGACAGUCAACGAGAACUCAGACCUGUCAUAUCUUACUCGCCACGUACAAACCGCCGAACAGGGCGUUUUAUACUCGGUUCUUAUUGUCGAUGAUACGAAGCGUGAGAAUGUUCUGUCAGAUUCUGAAAUAGGACUUUGCUUCUUUGCGAACCAGCAGAUAGAUCGGUCUCCAACUGGUGGCUCCGUAGCUGCGCGAAUCAGCCUUGCUUAUGCCAAGGGAGAUCUGUUGAUCGGGGAGCAGCGGAAGUUUGAUUCUAUUUUCACAGCGUCGGGCACAGGGCUCAAAGGAUUCAUCGGUUCAGCUUUUGAAGAGGUGAAGAAUGAAGGCGAAGCGGACGGCUCUCGGAAGAACACCUGCGUAAGGGUCAAAGUCGAAGGAUAUGCAAAUUACAUGGGAUAUUCCACCUUUGUGGCAGAAAAGACGGAUGGUCUUGGUGUGAACGGGUUUUUCAUUUAA